UUUUAUUUAAAAGCUCGAGAAAUUCCAAGAGUUGUUGGUGGAAGUGUUGCAUCAGAGGGUUCCCAUCCCUAUCAAGUAUCAUUGAGAACAAAAAGUGGAUCUCAUUUUUGUGGUGGUGUUAUCAUUGAUAAACGUUGGAUUUUAACAGCUGCUCAUUGUAUUGUUGGUGAUCAACCAUCAUCAGUAUUUGUAGUGACUGGAACAAUUAGUCUCUCACAAGGUGGUACAAAAUACGAAACAGAUUUGUUGAUUGCUCACAAAAAUUACAACAGUGCUGCAUUUUCAAAUGACAUUGGUUUAAUUCGUGUUAAAAUUGAUAUUGAAUUUAGCAAAACAGUUGGCUCAAUAAGUUUACCAACAAGUGAUUUUGAUAAAGAAAAUUAUCCAUGCAAAUUAUCUGGUUGGGGAUCAACAAGUAUGGGAAGUUCAUUACCUGAUAAACUUCAAGAACUUGAUUUACUUGUUAUUGCACAAAAUGAAUGUUCACAAUAUGCUUACAAUGCUUAG
Messenger RNA from Aphidius gifuensis, 507 nucleotides. Its product is annotated as chymotrypsin-2-like. The record is from RefSeq and is a predicted model, not a curated record. Gene Ontology annotation, biological process: proteolysis. The annotation marks the transcript as partial. The transcript has 2 exons. Lineage: Eukaryota; Metazoa; Arthropoda; Insecta; Hymenoptera; Braconidae. Gene Ontology annotation, molecular function: serine-type endopeptidase activity.